This is a messenger RNA of Colletotrichum scovillei, 1264 nucleotides long. Its product is annotated as alcohol dehydrogenase GroES-like domain-containing protein. The record is from RefSeq and is a predicted model, not a curated record. Gene Ontology annotation, molecular function: oxidoreductase activity, acting on NAD(P)H. The transcript has 2 exons. Bases 42 to 1163 code for a protein of 373 amino acids. Lineage: Eukaryota; Fungi; Ascomycota; Sordariomycetes; Glomerellales; Glomerellaceae.
AAAGAGGGCAGCAUGUAGACAAUGGUUUUUGAUGUCAGUAGAUGGUAAAAUUGAACAACAAAGUCUCAAAAAUGGCCAAAGGAACGACAAUCACAGCUCUUGUUCAAUCUCCCAAUGGCGGAGGCCCGCCGCUGGUCUCUCGAGACCGGCCCAUGCCGCAAAUCAGAGAGCCUCACGAUGUCAUAGUCAAGGUCUCUGCUGUUGCGUUGAAUCCGACUGACUACAAGAUGCCAGAUUACCAUCCGGUACCAAAUGCCAUCAUGGGCUGUGACUUCAUGGGCACCAUCGUCGCAGCGGGCCCUGAAGUCGACAGCAUAUGCGUCGGGAUGCGAGUCUGUGGUCCCAUGCACGGCUCAAAUCCCGGCAACCCAGACUCUGGAGCGUUUGCUGAAUACCUCAUCCAAGAUAGACGCCUUCUUGUUCGGGUGCCAGACUCAUGGAGUGACCUGGAAGGAGCAGCUCUUGGAGGAGUCGGAUGGGCGACUGUGGCAUUGGCUAUGGAGGACUCCCUUCUUUUGACAGGCACUCCAUCAAACCCUGCUCCAUUGCGGCCUGACGGGACUCGCGUGCCUGUUCUGGUAUAUGGUGGUGCUACAGCCACCGGCACUAUGGCUUGCCAAUUGCUAUCAAGUGCUGGCUAUGACCCCAUCGCAACCUGCUCCCCAGCUUCCGCGGCUCUUGUGAAGAAGUAUGGGGCGGCUUCCACAACACCGUACUCCUCGCCGACAUGCGGAGAGACAAUUCGCGAUGCAACAAAGGGCUCCAUCCGAGCUGCGAUCGACUGCAUCACCACACCCGAAUCGGUGAAAUGUUGCUUCACAGCUCUGGGUCGCGCUGGAGCGAGAUAUGCAUCCCUCGAACAUGCUCCCGACGAGUGGAGAACGAGAAAAGCAGUCAAAAUGGAUAUGCCAAUGACAUAUGUGGUCAUGGGCCGCGAGGUAAAGCUUGAUGGAGUUUACCACCGUGAUGCGGACCAGUCCAAAUUUGACCUGGGAGCCAGGUGGGCGCUUGAAGUUCAGACAUUGGUGGACGAGGGACGUCUGGAUUGCCACCCGGCACGAGAAGUUCCCGGUGGUUGGCAAGGAGUAAUUCAAGGUCUUGAGAUGUUGAAGUCAGGCCAGGUUAGGGGGCAGAAGCUUGUAGUAAAGGUGGGAAGUGCCUAAGAGCAAUAUCUCUGAUAGUUGUACGCCAGAUACAUGUAGUAAACACACAACAACCCAAGUAAAUCAGCCUACUGUCUACAUAGAUUCACAUGAUCAUUUGC